Messenger RNA from Hippocampus comes (tiger tail seahorse), 4723 nucleotides. RefSeq names its product kinesin family member 7 (gene kif7). The record is from RefSeq and is a predicted model, not a curated record. The transcript has 20 exons. Gene Ontology annotation, cellular component: microtubule associated complex. The coding region runs from base 175 to 4218 and encodes 1347 amino acids. Gene Ontology annotation, biological process: microtubule-based movement; spindle elongation; mitotic spindle organization. NCBI's taxonomy places the organism in Eukaryota, Metazoa, Chordata, Actinopteri, Syngnathiformes, Syngnathidae. Gene Ontology annotation, molecular function: microtubule binding; ATP binding; microtubule motor activity.
AUCCCAAACUUUUUUUUUCCCCGGCUCCUCCCAAUAACUUCCCCCACACUUCCAUUUUCCCCAGGAAAAAAAAGGUUUUAUCCUUAAACCAUUAACUUGAACAACAUCCGAAUGCCCGUGAUUGACAACCCCGCCUCCGCAAUGAUGCAGCCAUAGCUCUGAUGUUGUAGCAAAAUGUCUCCCAAAGUGCCAAGCGGCCAAGGCAAAGGGGAAUAUUCGGCAGUUCAAGUCGCAGUCCGAGUGCGUCCGCUGCUCCCUAAGGAGCUUCUCCGCUGUCAUGAGAGCUGCAUCACUGUGGACCCCGAACUACAGAGGGUCACCCUGGGUCAUGACAGACACUUUCUUUGCGACUUCCUAUUUGAGGAAACCUGCUGCCAAGAGGAGGUUUAUUCUGCGUCCGUCCAGCCGCUUAUUGAUGCUUUCUUCCAAGGUUUUAAUGCAACAGUCUUUGCUUAUGGUCAGACAGGCUCAGGCAAGACUUACACCAUUGGAGAAGCUAAUAUCUCAUCAUUUCGAGAUGAGGAGCAGGGCAUCAUCCCCCGGGCGGUUGCAGAUGUAUUCAAGCUGCUGGAUGAAAACGACCUCACGGACUUCUCUGUCCGAGUGUCCUAUUUGGAGGUUUACAAAGAAGAAUUCAAGGACUUAUUGGAGGUGGAAACUGCAAGCAAGGACAUCCACAUUCGGGAAGAUAAGGGCAACAUUGUGCUCUGUGGGGUCAAGGAGUGUGUAGUGGAGGGUCUCGAUGAGGUGUUGAGUUUACUGGAAUCGGGAAACACGGCCAGACACACUGGCGCAACCCAAAUGAAUCCAAACUCCAGCCGCUCGCACACCAUUUUCACCCUGUACAUGGAUCAGCGGCGGGGAAGUUUGCGUCUCUACGGGAGUGCCACAAGUGGCGGACCCCAAAUGUUGUCUUCCAAGUUCCAUUUUGUGGACUUGGCCGGCUCCGAGCGCAUCUUGAGAACAGGCAACACUGGAGAAAGACUGAAGGAGAGCAUACAGAUUAACAGCGGUCUUCUUGCCCUUGGAAAUGUUAUCGGAGCACUCGGGGACCCCAAAAGGAAAGGCUCUCACAUUCCGUACAGAGAUUCAAAAAUCACAAGGAUCCUAAAAGACUCUUUGGGAGGGAAUUCCAAAACCCUGAUGGUAGCCUGCAUCAGCCCAUCAUCGUCAGACUUUGACGAAAGCCUAAAUACACUAAACUAUGCCACGAGGGCCCGCAAUAUUCAGAAUCGGGUCACAAUCAACUGCAAGCGGGAGCCCGAUCGCAUCGAAGGCCUGGAGCAACAAAUCAAGGCCCUUCGUCGAGCCCUGGAAAACCGCCAUCGCUCAGAGACACGCAUCAUUUCUCACGCCGAUCCCAACAGGAGGCCGCGACUUGGCGAAGGAGAGAUCAGCCGACUGCAAGUACAGGAAGCCCACUAUCGAACCUGUACUGACACUGCUUACAGAUUGCUACGCGAGCUGCAAAGUGAAGGAACGCUGACUGCCGAACAAAGUCUGAGAGUGAAAGAGUGGCUCUGCUCUGUGGAGGAGGAACGUAGUCGUCUGACGACCGCAUCUGGACCGGACAGCGGUAUCGAGAACAGCUCUACAGAAGAACAUCUCGCUUUAAGAAGGGAAAGGCCUUCCGUCAACAACCAGGAUUCCGAUUCUUUGGAGGAGAGGUGGAGCUAUGAGCGUGACAGCGUGAAGGAUGGUGACAAGGAGGAGACUGUGGUCAGGCUUCAAGCGCGGGUGCUGCAUCUGGAGAGAGAGAAUACAGACUUCCUGGCAGCUCUGGAGGAUGCUAUGGAGCAAUACAAGCUGCAGAGCGAUAAGCUACAAGAGCAACAGGACCUGAUUGCAGAGUUGCAGGGUCUGUUAGCCAGUCCCGACGUACGCGGCUUGGGCCUCAAUUUGUGCUCGCGGCCUCACACUGCCCCGAUUAGCUCCAUGCAGCAAAGCCAAAACGGAGCUUCACAGGGUGAUGAUCAGGAUGUUUCUCUCCAUGAGGAGCAUAAGACCUCAAGUGGAGCAGAAAUCCAUGGGAUCGAUGAAGACGGCGUGCAGUGUAACCAUCCUAGAAUGAGACAAAGGCAGGUGAACCAAACCUGGACCAAGAAGGACAUGCUCUUGGGUGGACGAGUACUCAGUAGGAGAGCACCAGCAUCUCAUCUACCCGAGUCCGACCUACGUCUCAACCUAGCCAGAAAAGCAUCCAACUCCAGUGUGGCUGAGACAUCUGUACGCGAUGCCAUGAGGGGCUUUGAAAGUGUUUCAGAAUCGGGCCUUCUUCAGGCCCAACAGAAGAUAAGGGAACUGUCAAUCACUAUCCGCAUGAAAGAAGAGCUCAUCAAGGAGUUGGUCAAAACAGGCAAGGAUGCACAGUCCCUGAACAGGCAGUACAGUCACAAGAUCACAGCUCUGGAAAGCGAAGCUGUCCAGGCACGUCAGGAGCUGCACGAGGCCCAAAGGCAACUUCAGGAGUUGGAGAGGCAGGAGAGAGAGAUCAGUGCCACAGACAAGACCAGAGCUCAGGAGUGUCGACGGAAGAUUGCGGCUGCUCAGAGCAAAGUUCAGGUUCUCAGUCAACGUCACAGGGAUACGGCCCAUCUGGCUAAUCUGCCGGCGCAAAGCGAGCGCCGGGUGCUAGAGCUGGAGCGCAGCGUUCAGUCAAUGAGGCAACAACAAGAGCUCCUGCAGAAGCGACUGCGCCAGGAAAGUCAGCAGAAACGUCGCCUGGAAACUGAGAUGCAGCGCAGAACUCACAGAGUCAAGGAACUUGAAAUAAAGAAUGAGCAACAGCAAAAGAUUCUGAAGAUCAAGACAGAAGAGAUCGCCGCCUUCCAGAGGCAGAGACGCAGCGGCAGCAACGGUUCUGUCAUCUCACUGGAGGAGCAACAGAAAAUAGAGGAGCAGAAACGAUGGCUGGAUGAGGAAAUGGAGCGUGUACUGGACCAGAGACGAGGGCUUGAAGAUCUGGAAGGCGAGCUCACGAAACGAGAGGAAAUCCUGGCCAAGAAAGAAGCCCUGUUACAGGAGCGCAGUGGUCUGGAAACCAAGAGGCUCCGUUCCAGUCAGGCGCUGAGUAAGGAUCUGGUGACUCUAACAGGACGCAUCGAGACCCUUGAGCACGAGUUGAGCGAGCGGAACGGCUUACUUCGCAGCAGCAGUGCUCAGGACUCCCAACAGAUUCGGCAAGAAAUUUCCAACCUGCGUCAAGAGAAAGAUUCUUUGCUGAAACAAAGAGUGGAACUGGAUGAUAAGUUGCGCCAGGGAAAUCUACUCUCACCUGAGGAGGAGCGAACCCUCUUCCAGUUGGAUGAGGCCAUUGAAGCUCUGGAUGCUGCCAUCGAGUACAAGAACGAGGCCAUCACCCAAAGGCAGAGGCAGCUCCGGGCCUCCGCCAGCAUGCUGUCACAAUGGGAGAUGAAUCUCAUGGCCAAACUCAGCUAUUUGUCUGCCUCCGAGACCAGAGCUCUCCUGUGCAAAUACUUUGACAAGGUGGUGUCACUGCGCGAGGAGGAGCGUAAGCUACAACUCGCGCUCGCCGAGCUGGAAAUGCAGCUGGACGAACAGCAGCGGCUGGUACAGUGGCUGGAGAACGCUCUGGAUCGCACGCAGCUCGACACCGACCGUCGGCUCACACAGCAGCAGAAGGAGCACGAGAGGAGCGUGCAGCUCUUACUACAGCAGUGUCGAGAGCAAAUGGACGAGGGCCUGGCAGGAAGGCAGCGGCAGUACGAAGGAUGGAUCCUCGGCCUCAGCAAGGAGCUUAACCACUACAAAGCAGCAAAUCUGGAACUGAGCAAUAAACUGAGGGAAUUGAGCGUCUCUGCCAGCCAGCCAAAGGAGCAGCUCAAAGUGCUCCCAUGUAACAGUAAAACACAAGCUGUCAGUAACGUGGAGAACCACGGGGGACGAGGAACACCAAUGAGUGAAAAACCUCCAAAGUCUAGAGAGGAAAUGCGGGAGCUUGUGAAUGCCCCUCUUCCAUCCAUAUGGAGGCGCUCUUCUCUCCCCACCGAGGAGCCCGCGGUGAUGGAGGAGCUGUGGCUUCGAACGGCUUCGGACGGUCCCAUGAACCGUGUUGUCCAAACCGGGCUGAACUCGUCCAGCGUUCCGACAUUGCCGCCCGCUAUGAAGUCUCGGAGGGAGUCCCGGCGGAGCAGCCUUCAUGUUGGCCCGCUCAAUUCAAACAAUGUUUUCAUAGACUUCAGGAAGAAUCUUGCCUGAAAAACAGUGUUUUAUUUUUUAAUUGUAGAAUACCUUUCAUAUUGUUUACUAAGGUUUCCAAAAGAAUUGUUUGAAAUUUUAUGUUUUCAUAUUCAUAUUUCGUAUUUAAUUGUUUAAUGGACUUAUUUUUAUACAAAGCACUUUGACUAUGGUAGUUCCUGUGUUAUUAAGAUAUAUGAGGUAUGGCCCUAUAAAGUUGAAUUGGCUGAUGUCAGUCAUUGGCAUUAAUCGAAAAUUAGUGUUAUUUUAUGGUUGAUGGAGGUGGCAAAAGAACUCACACUAUGUACUUAAGUGGAAGUAUAGGUACUUGUGUAAAAAAGACUGGUGAAAGUAGAUGUGCUUAAGUAAAAUGUCUUAACCACAGUUGACUGUACCUGUUUGCUUAAAUAUUUUUUUACAUCUGUAGGGGUUAAAAGAAAAAGUAAUAAUUUUGCCAAAGUAAGUACCGUAUAUUUUCCAAAUCAACAGUAAAAAGGCAUCCCAAAAAGAAAUACUGAAAAAUACA